Messenger RNA from Closterium sp. NIES-65, 1947 nucleotides. NCBI's taxonomy places the organism in Eukaryota, Viridiplantae, Streptophyta, Zygnematophyceae, Desmidiales, Closteriaceae. The record is from the annotation of a GenBank genome assembly.
AUGCACAAUGCAUGCACACCAUCCCCCUCCUCUCUCCCCCUCUUGUUCCCCCUCUUCCCCCCUGCUCCCCAUUUCUUCCCCUCUCUCCCCCUUUCUCCACCCUUCCUCCACCCUUCCUCCCCUCCCCCUCUUCCCCUCCUCUUCCCCUCUCCCCCACCUACCCCUCCUCCUCCCCCCUACCCCCUUCCCGGCAGCGCGGCCGUCUUCCACCGAGCAGUCAUCAUGCCCAACCUGCGCCCACCGGUCACCACCGCACUGGCAGCAGCAGAGUACCGCAAGCGGGUGCUGGCAGCGGUACCAGAGGGGAGGCGAGGGGAGGAGGGCUUUAAGCCGUUGAUGACGCUGUACCUUACAGAUGACACCACACCGGAAGAGCUGUACCCCGCGGGAGCAACGACUUCGUUGUCACUGCUCUCUCCUUCCCUCGAUCUCUCCAUUCCUCUCCCCGUCCCUCCCUCCCUCCCUCCCUCCCUCCCUCCCUCCCUUGACCCCGCAUUUAGAGGACGGGGGCCUAGUGGUGGCAUUCAAGCUGUACCCUGCGGGAGCGACGACCAACUCAGCAGCGGGAGUGACGGACCUCUUUGGGCGCUGCUUCCCUGCCAUUCAGCACAUGGCGCAGAUUGGCAUGCCGCUGCUCGUGAGUUGAGUUUGGGAGGGGGCAAGAAAGAUUCCAUUCACCGGGUGCUCUCGCCUCUGCUAUUAGGGAAGCCAACACUACAACCUUCCCUGUCCCCUUUUCCCUCUCCCUCCACUCCCAGCUGCACGGGGAGCUGGGGGACUCAUCAGUCGUCACAGCUGCAUGGUGAGGUGGUGGAUCCAUCAGUCGACAUGCUCGACCGCGAGGAGUUCAUUCAUCGAGUCCUCUCGCCUCUGCUAGUCCACACCACAGCACGUGCCUGUCCACUCCGUUCCCCUUUCCUUCCCCCUCCCACUCCCCCCCCACAGCUGCAUGGAGAAGUGGUGGAUCCAUCAGUCGACAUGUUCGAUCGCGAGAAGGAGUUCAUCCAUCGAGUGCUCUCGCCCCUGCUAGCCCGCCUGCCCUCCCUGCGAGUGGUUCUCGAGCAUGUCACCACCGCAGAUGCGGUCGAGUUUGUGUUGAAAGCACCUGAGGGGCGGGUGGCUGCUACAGUGACCCCCCAGCACCUGCUGUGGAACCGCAACGCUCUGUUCACAGGGGGCAUCCGCCCGCACCACUUCUGCCUGCCCGUGUUGAAAAGAGAAACCCACCGUAAGUUUCACUGCGAUGAGAGUGCGUUCUUUCUUGCUUCUCCUCAAGUGCGUUCUUUCUUGCUUCUCCUCAAGUGCGUUCUUUCUUGCUUCUCCUCAAGUGCGUUCUUUCUUGCUUCUCCUCAAGUGCGUUCUUUCUUGCUUCUCCUCAUGUGCGCUCUUUCUUGCUUCUUCUCAAGUGCGUUCUUUCUUGCUUCUCCUCAAGUGCGUUCUUUCUUGCUUCUCCUCAAGUGCGUUCUUUCUUGCUUCUCCUCAAGUGCGUUCUUUCUUGCUUCUCCUCAAGUGCGUUCUUUCUUGCUUCUCCUCAAGUGCGUUCUUUCUUGCUUCUCCUCAAGUGCGUUCUUUCUUGCUUCUCCUAAAGCAAUAGUGGCUGCAGUGACGGGCGGCAGCACUCGUUUCUUUCUCGGCACCGACAGCGCGCCUCACGAGCGCACCACUAAGGAGGCGCCGUGUGGCUGCGCCGGUAUCUUCUCUGCGCACGCCGCCCUGCCUCUCUACGCCCGGGCAUUCGAGCAGGCAGGCGCACUGGACAAGCUAGAGGCCUUCACGAGCUUCAACGGACCUGAUUUCUACGGCCUGCCUCGCAACUCCCGCCGCAUCACCCUCAUCCGCCAACCGUGGGCCGUACCUGACUCAUACUCGUAUGCUGAUGGGGGCUCUCUCGUACCAAUGCUGGCAGGCGAGCAGCUGGAGUGGCAGGUGCUUCCUCUGAACAGCUGA